Colletotrichum orchidophilum is the source of this 1482-nucleotide messenger RNA. RefSeq lists its product as uncharacterized. NCBI's taxonomy places the organism in Eukaryota, Fungi, Ascomycota, Sordariomycetes, Glomerellales, Glomerellaceae. The coding region runs from base 1 to 1482 and encodes 493 amino acids. The record is from RefSeq and is a predicted model, not a curated record. The transcript has 4 exons.
AUGGUCAGUUUGGCCAAACCGCAGGAGGGCCAUUCGAGGGUCGAAGAGAGUCGCGGGAAGCGCGACGCCCACAAACCACGCAAGGCAUUCCUCUCUACGUCUCAGAAACGACGGUCUUCCGGGUACCCAGCAUCAUGGACAUCUAGGUGGAAACAUCGUCCACACCCGCCCCCAACACGUCACCAAAGUCAAUCGCAGGACAGCUCACCUGGGCCAGUGGUCCUUGGUCGAAAAGACUCUUCCCAGAAACUGCUGGAUUCGGAAGAAGAGCCGGAGCUUGUACUUUCAAAGUGCAUUCAGGUCGGCCCGGAAGUGUUAUCGGUAAAUCGGUUCCAUGCCAAUUACGCGGCACAGGCGAGCAUAUUGAUAUUCAGUCGGCUGCCCGAAUACUAUGACAUCGACCUCUCCGAUGCCAGCCACGCCCGGCACGCCACUCACGCCGUGGCUUUGGCAAGCGCUUCUCGAUCACUUCACCAGUCAGGGCUCAUGGUCGAAGCCCGAAGACACUACGGCAAAGCUAUUUCGACUCUGAACCAAGCUCUGCAAGACCCAGUUGCAGUGCGGGAUGAUGCCAAUCUGGUAACCUUGUUUUUGUUUGGUAUGUUUGAGGUUAUCAAUGGAAAGCGAGGCACAAGCACGAUCGACUUGCAAGAAAACGUAUUUCCUCACGGCGCUGGAGGCUUGCAGCUUUUCAAGUUUCGGGCACAUCAUGGCUUGACCAACGAAGUGGACAAAGCCUGCUUCACAUUCUUCUGUCAUGCAGCAUUGAUGGAAAUGUUUAUACAACGGGACCACCUGACGCCUCUUUGGUCAAUGCUGGAAGAGAUGGAAACUCCUUGGGGCAAGGGCCCUGUUCUUGAGCCACUUGUUCGACAAGUGGUUGACUUUAAGAAGGCCUUUGACUUCAAGGUGCAAGUCCAGAGUAAUUCAUCCACGUUUAACGAUAGCCCGCCGGAGGACUUGUUGGAAUUGGUCCGAAGCGGCAUCGAUCUGAGCAGCGACCUCGAGGCAGCUAUUGCAUUUCUCGGUAUCUCUGGCGCUUCAACGUGCUUUGGGCAGCAGCAAAAAGUUUUUAAUGGUCUUUUCUCACUAUCAUCUGAGUCAUCAGUUGCCAUUGCGAGGAGCCACUACCGUUCUCUUCGUGUCUACCUCCUGGAAAGAACCAUUGAGUUACGAAACAUCCUAAAGGAGAGCUGCGAACACGUCGCCAUCAGCUUGGGUCUUAUGCCAAGCUGGUCGGAUGGUGUCUCCGUCGUUAGAGAUGUUAUCGAGGACAUCCGAAUUGUGUUUGGGCUCGAGGGGAAGAAAGAGACACCAACCGGAGGCCUCGCAUAUCGAACUAUGACAAUGUUCUGGCCAAUGGUAAUGAUACGAACUUCAUGUUUCGCCGGUCCUCAUAACGGGAGGUGGGUGGCAGAGAGAAUGCUAGAGUUGACCUCGGAAUCGGGCUUUGGCCUGGGUGUGGAAGCCGCGAGGGCCUGA